AUGGUGGUCUCUUCAGAAACUAGUGAUGAUUCCAGAUCCACAGAGCCGAUAUCCGGUCCUCGGAUCUCAUUCUCAGCUGAUUUCCUCGACGACAAGAAUUUCAUCUCCAUAAGUCCAAGCAGAAUCAUUCCAAAAGCUCCUCAAGAAAAGGAUAGUAGAGGUCGGAAUGUAGAUUUUGAGUUUCUUUCUAAUGAAUCAGCUCCUUCUACUAACAUGAUCGCAGCAGACGAGCUGUUUUUCGAAGGAGCAGGAAUAAAGAAGGAAGCACAUCAAGCGACGGAAACUAGUAGAAUGAACUGGUUUACAGACGAAGACCCAUCUCCAAGACCACCAAAAUGUACACUUUUAUGGAAAGAAUUACUGAGGUUAAAGAAACAGAGAGCAUCAACAUUAUCACCAUCUUCAUCUUCAUCAUCAUCAUCUUCUUCUUCGUCUUCGAAUUCGGGUAUGGAUAUGGAAGCGGAUGCUGCCGAUACUAUUGUCACUGAGUCUGAAUUACGUCACUGCAUUCUUGCCGGCCUAGAUAUUGCAUAUGAUGCCAUUGUUACCUCUCUUACAACUUCCAUGGGAGCCAUGAAACUAGAGGAUUUUAUCACCUAUCUUCUCACGUAUGAACUUUGUAUUGAGAACCAAGCAAAGUCACUGCAUUAUCAGCCUGUAGAUAACGUUGCAGCAUCCGGCCCAACUCUUUCAGCUGCUUCCAGCUUCUCUCGUCCAGCUGCUUCCAAUUUUUCACGUCCUCCUACUCGGUCCAGUCCAUCUUCGGCCCAGCAAUUCUCCUCCCUGUCAAGCCCAGCUCGUCCAGCUACUUCCAACACUUCGAAUCAUUCCUCUCUUCUCGGCCCAACACAACCUUACAACUCACGCACAAAUGUGCGUCUUCCCUGUCAACUAUGUGGUCGCAAGAAUCAUGAAGCUAAUGACUGUUGGAAUCGUUUCGAUCGCUCGUUUCCUCCUCCUCGACGUCAGCCACCUACCUCUGCUCCUCGUGCUUAUGCUGCUCAAACUGGUUUGUUAUCUACACCUCCGUGGACUCCUAAUAGUGGUGCUACAGAUCAUAUAACCAAUGAUCUUUCUCGUCUCCAAUUUUCUAAUGAAUAUACUGGUCCGGAUCAAAUUCAAAUGGGUAAUGGCUCUUCUAUUCCAAUCUCUAAUGUUGGAUCCUCUGUUUUGGGAACUCCCAACCGAUCGAUGUAUCAGGAAGGUUCUUCUUCGUGGCAGUAG
Messenger RNA from Papaver somniferum (opium poppy), 1224 nucleotides. RefSeq lists its product as uncharacterized. The record is from RefSeq and is a predicted model, not a curated record. NCBI's taxonomy places the organism in Eukaryota, Viridiplantae, Streptophyta, Magnoliopsida, Ranunculales, Papaveraceae. Bases 1 to 1224 code for a protein of 407 amino acids. The transcript has 4 exons.